GGGAAAAUUUCUAUUCAAUUCAAGGACUGCUCGAAAUUUAGGUCCGGGAGGAGCGAUUCGCGCGCGCGCAUGAGACAUCCAUCGGUCUCUCACUGUUUGAAUUGACUGUUUGUUACUGGGGUCGCCGCCACGCCACACCCAACAAGAGAAGGGAUCGAUCCAUCUCGAGCUAGGGAUGGUCUGCUGCUAGAAUCGGAGGAUUUCCAGAGAGAAUGGCGACCAGUCGAGCCGUGGUGUCGGGUAAUCUAGCGCUCGCGCGGCGGCCCAGCUGCUCAUCCAGCGCCUGUGGCGAGAGGGUUGUGAGCGUGAGGGUUGGGCGAGGGCGAGGGAUUCGAUGCGAGGCGGCGGAGAACAAGAGCGCCAAUGUGGCUGUGGAGCCAGAGGGCAGCUUCGAUUCCAAGAUCUUUCGCAAGAAUUUGAUGAGGAGCGACAAUUACAACCGGAGUGGAUUUGGCUACAAGAAGGAGACGCUCGAGAGGCUGGAUCAAGAAUACAACACAAGUGACAUGCUUAAGUCGCUCAAGGAGAACGAUUACUCGUACACUUGGGGAGAUGUCACGGUGAAACUUGCAAAUUCCUAUGGAUUUUGCUGGGGAGUGGAGCGUGCCGUGCAAAUAGCAUACGAAGCACGUAAACAGUUCCCGGAUCAGCAUAUCUGGAUCACCAACGAAAUCAUUCACAAUCCUACCGUGAACCAGAAACUGGAGGAGAUGGAAAUUAAGAUGAUCCCUGUGGAGGACAAAGUCAAAGAUUUUAGCGUGGUGAAAGAGAAAGACGUCGUUGUGUUCCCAGCAUUUGGUGCUACUGUCCAAGAGAUGCAGCUCCUCGCUGAAAAAAAAGUCCAAAUCGUCGACACUACAUGCCCGUGGGUAGCAAAGGUUUGGAACUCGGUGGAAAAGCACAAGAAAUCCUCAUAUACUUCCGUGAUCCAUGGAAAGUAUGCUCACGAGGAGACUGUUGCGACUGCUUCAUUUGCUGGGAAAUAUAUUAUCGUCAAGAACAUGAAAGAGGCUACAUACGUGUGCGACUACAUUCUCGGUGGAAAGCUCGAUGGCUCCAGUGGAACUAAGGAAGAGCUGUUGGAGAAAUUUAAAUACGCAACCUCCAAAGGCUUUGAUCCGGACGAAGAUCUCGUCAGGGUCGGGAUUGCGAAUCAGACGACGAUGCUUAAAGGGGAAACAGAAGAUAUUGGGAAGCUACUCCAGAGGACGAUGAUGCAAAAGUAUGGAGUGGAGAACACAAACGAUCACUUCAUGAGCUUCAACACAAUUUGUGACGCUACUCAGGAGCGGCAAGAUGCGAUGUUCACGCUGGUGAAAGAGAAGCUCGACCUCCUUAUCGUCGUCGGUGGCUGGAACUCAAGCAACACGUCGCAUCUCCAAGAGAUUGGAGAGAUCAACAACAUCCCCUCUUACUGGAUCGACACUGAAGAACGGAUCGGUCCCGGAAACAAAAUCGCUUACAGGCUCAACCAUGGAGAGCUUGUCGAGAAGGAGAACUGGCUCCCAACUGGAUCCGUGACAAUCGGUAUCACAUCAGGUGCUUCCACACCCGACAAGGUCGUGGAGGACGUUCUAAAGCAGGUAUUCCAGCUGAAAAAGCAAGAAGCGCUGCUGUGAUUUUCCAUGGUCUUGUAACUCCAAAGCCUGCAAACGUAUGGGCAUUUCUCAGAAUUCGAUUGUAUUAUUUUCAUAAUGAGAGAAUUUCCAAGUAUAAAUUCAUCCGAGUUU
Messenger RNA from Selaginella moellendorffii, 1730 nucleotides. Its product is annotated as 4-hydroxy-3-methylbut-2-enyl diphosphate reductase, chloroplastic. Gene Ontology annotation, biological process: dimethylallyl diphosphate biosynthetic process; isopentenyl diphosphate biosynthetic process, methylerythritol phosphate pathway. Gene Ontology annotation, molecular function: metal ion binding; 4-hydroxy-3-methylbut-2-enyl diphosphate reductase activity. NCBI's taxonomy places the organism in Eukaryota, Viridiplantae, Streptophyta, Lycopodiopsida, Selaginellales, Selaginellaceae. The record is from RefSeq and is a predicted model, not a curated record. The coding region runs from base 213 to 1619 and encodes 468 amino acids. The transcript is spliced from 10 exons.